ACUUGGCCCGGCAAAAUUUGGAUUUGAAAGGUAGUUGAGAUGGAUAUGUAAAAUCCGACCCAUUUUCGCGCAAACUUGGCCCGGAAUGUGAAUUUUUAUAUAUCUAUGUCCAUUUUUGGCCCAGGAGAACAACAUCUCACUACUUAUGCAUCACUUGUGAGUUUCAAAUUAUUAAAGUUAUAACUACCCCAGAGUAGUUCCUGUUUUGUUCAGAGUUAGUUCUUAAGCCUAUUCUCUCUUUCUAUUGAACUUCAUGAUUAAACUCCUUAAAUCCACUAAAAGCCAUGCAUAAAUGGCUCCUCAGCAUGUACAAAACGCUGCAACUGAUCAUGAGAGUAAUGGCGUAAACAAAUUCGGCGUUAUUUCGUCGAGUAUAUCUAAUUCAGAUGUUAUUAGUUCUGUUCUGAGCACACUGUCAAGGUACAGCAAAUUUCGAAUCCGGAGUUGCUUCGGUCUUUUCUCCGAUUCACCGUCGGGCAGCUCUCGCGUGAGAGUUUAUCAAGUGUGGCCUGGAAAAAAUGUUUUUUUCUUCAGAGGGCGAAUGGUGUGCGGCCCGGAUCCGCGGGGCUUCAUCUUGACAUCAAUCUCCAUUGUUCUUUCAGAUUGGAUCUUCUGCUCCUACAUAACUGUCGCUCUGCCGCAGCAUUCCGAUUUAACAGCAAUAGUCUCCAUGAUAUUGGCAUUAAUUGUUAUUGUUACCUUGGUAUUGGCUGGCACAAAAGACCCUGGAAUUAUCCCCAGGAAUGAGAAGCCAGAGUUAGAAGAAGUUGGAACCAGUGUAAGUAGGAGCAGAAGCAGGAGAAUAAGCAUUAAUGGUGUUCAGAUAAAGUUGAAGUACUGCAGGAUUUGUAACAUAUUCCGACUGCCGCGAAGUUGCCACUGCACCGUCUGCGACAACUGCGUAGAGAAGUUCGAUCACCAUUGCCCGUGGAUUGGUCAAUGCGUAGGAUUACGUAACUAUCGGUACUAUUUGAUGUUCGUCGUUUCGGCGUUGGUGUUCUUUACAUAUGCAUCUGCAUUCUCAUUGUGGAGAAUUAGGAGAGAGGUGGCCCGGAGCGGCUCAGGGAUGAUCGAAUUGUUAGGAUGUGCUCCUGAAGCAUUUGCAUUAGCAUUGUUUAGCUUCGUGGCCGUAUGUUUUCUCGCAGGCCUGUCGGUGUUUCAUGUUUAUCUUAUAACUAUCAAUCAGACGGCUCGCGAGAAUUUCAAAGGGGGAUACGCGAAGUCUCCAAAUCCUUAUGAUAAGGGAAUGCUGAGAAACAUAAAGGAAGCUUUGUUCAUGAGGUUACCACCUUCCAAUGUCGAUUUUCGAGCUUUCGUCGAGCCAAACUGGGGUUCCAUAGCCAAAAUUCUCAUGAACUCAUCCCCAAAGGGUGUUGGUGAAGAAGCGAUUGCGUGAUCAUUGAGGAUACGCAUUUUGAUGAAUGAUAGUCAGAGAAUAAAAAUAAAGAUUUAGAGUUCAAACAACAGGAUUUGGGAUUGAAUUAUUGUUUCUGUUUAUUUAAACAGCUUCAGCAGCUGCCAUAUAGAUAUGCCAGCUAGACAGAGAACAAAAAAAAGUUGAUUUUCCUGCACAUGUUGCAUGCAUUUCAAGUGCACAUAAAAAGAGAGAGCAUCAAAACCA
This is a messenger RNA of Ananas comosus (pineapple), 1621 nucleotides long. Its product is annotated as probable protein S-acyltransferase 7. Gene Ontology annotation, molecular function: protein-cysteine S-palmitoyltransferase activity. Gene Ontology annotation, cellular component: endoplasmic reticulum; Golgi apparatus. Bases 293 to 1396 code for a protein of 367 amino acids. The record is from RefSeq and is a predicted model, not a curated record. The transcript is spliced from 5 exons. Gene Ontology annotation, biological process: peptidyl-L-cysteine S-palmitoylation; protein targeting to membrane. NCBI's taxonomy places the organism in Eukaryota, Viridiplantae, Streptophyta, Magnoliopsida, Poales, Bromeliaceae.